AUGGUUGACAUAUCGCUGGUAGACGAUUCCUAUGUGCUCCACCGCUCCUUCUUCGUACCGACGAAAGAUGGUGCCAUUUGGGCCAUAACAUUUACCACCUAUGGCGGAACAAUCCUAACAGCCGGCAUCUCUGUCAUUCUGACCUUGGUUUUUGUACAACUCUGGGACUUCAUCUGCUUCAUUGCCAUAGUACUUCCUGGAGCAACGACUCGGCGGCGACAUCUUGCUCUAGUAACCCUUUGGAAUUCCAACGAUUCUUGGUUCGCUUUUAAAGAACUGGCAAAAUAUGCAUUACAUUACUUUGGGUCCCAAUCUGAUUUUGUAUACGGUUUCAUAUUCUGCACCCUGGCGUUCAUCAUCUACGGUGGCAGUUUGUCACUGGGGAUCGUUGGACCCUCGUUGAUGCAAGUCGGCACUGUUGCACCUGCACGACCGAGUGCCGUCUACUAUCCUAGUUCGGCUCAAGAUACGGCGGCUGCACUUGCAAAGUAUGGGAUACUCUCUCCAGCAAAUUUACGUGCCCUCGGUAGUGUGGAUGCCUCCAUUGGUACACUGGCAGACAGUGUGAACAUAGGACAGCCAGUCCUUCUUGGCCAAGUGGGAGGCGAAAAUAUCUAUCAAUAUUCGUACACUUACUCGCUCACUGGGAUCGAUAUCGGUCUCCAACACGGUUCCGACCUUGCAUUAAAUGCUACAGGUUCUUGUACAACCGAGUAUGGAUGGAUUUCAAAGGCCUCGAACGCAAACGUGGAUGUAUAUCAAUUGUGGGAUGAUGCCAGCCAAGAGGUAGCGGUCCCCAUCAAUCCAUAUGCUCUCCAAGACGCUCCAAAGGCGACGUUCGCAUUUCAUCCAAAUGCAGCAAAUCAGUCCAUCGAGACUGGAAAUAUUUCCUUCGCUAUUGUGGCUUGGUCAGCCCACAGGGCGAGCAUUAAACAGGGAGGUGAUCCGUGGUAUGAAACAGAAGUUCGGACGGAGAAUAUUUCAGUCCCUUUUGACGCAGCCUUUUGGAUAAAGCGAUCAAGACCCGCCCUCUCCUGUUGGCAACACGACAGCUGGACCUACGGUUCCCAAAACGUCACCAACAUCUAUGGCCUUAGAGGGUUGAAAGGCAUGAAGAUUAAACCGGCUCUGCUCAGUGUCUUGGAAAGCGCUUUGAACGUCCCAGUGGUGGUAAACUUGGGCAACGGAGCUGGUCUUUCGGCGCUUAAAUCUGCGAGUACAAGCCCCAACGGCGCCAUAAAUGCAGAAGUUUCAAGCAUCUCCGACGAUCUGAAGCGUCUGAUUCUGGGCAGCUUUGUAUUGACACGGAAUGUCCUCUUGGACACCACGACGUAUCAGGCUGGGAGUGGACUCAACAAUAUCAUGCAAGACGAGAAUGGUGAUCCUCUCGAUGGUGCGGGUGAUUUCGUUCUCUCAAGCCCCAACUUCCAAACCUUUUCUCUGGUUGGCAUAAUUGUCCUCUGCGUGGUCUUUGUCACUCUCUUCAUCAUAAACAUCCUUUUGCAUCAAUUUCUUCGUCUUUACACUGAGAAAAAGCCGGGCGGGAAAGCCGAAAAGAAAAUGAGGCUGUUCAAAGCAUUGCCAGCAGCUCAGCUAUUCCGGCGUGUUUACGAACCUAAGGAUCAAGUGGAUACAGAGUGGCCGUGCUCUGAUGAUUUCCCAUCGAAAAAGGAUAAAACAGAAUUCAGAGUGGACAAGUGUUCAGAGGAGAAACCUUGCAAUGGCCAUAUCAGUGGCGAGCUUCCUGAGCCAGAGCCUGCAGCUCAAAUCAAUGAAGAAAAUUCCGCGACUGAGCUAUCGACGGGAAAGGAAAAGACAACUGUGGAUGUCCAGCAAACCCACGUUGUGCAAGAUUGA
Messenger RNA from Trichoderma breve, 1857 nucleotides. RefSeq lists its product as uncharacterized. The record is from RefSeq and is a predicted model, not a curated record. The transcript has a single exon. NCBI's taxonomy places the organism in Eukaryota, Fungi, Ascomycota, Sordariomycetes, Hypocreales, Hypocreaceae. Bases 1 to 1857 code for a protein of 618 amino acids.